ACAGCACGUCGCGACGACAGUGGCGGGAGUAAUACCGCCACCACGGGAUUUAGCGUUGUCGAUGCGAUGAGAGAGGGCUUGUUGGACCCGGUCACGGGGCAGGUCGUUGUCGAGAAUGGCGAGCGGAUCUCGAUUGAGGAGGCGUACUCACGCGGCUAUCUCACUAAGGUGGACGUGACCGUUAGGGUGACUCGUAAUGCCAUCACACUCUCCGACGCGAUAUCGCAGGGUCUCGUGGACGAUCGGACCGGCCGCAUCGUCGAUAGAAUUACCGGCGAGUCUUAUCCGUUAGAUGAAGCCGUCGACAAGGGUAUUGUUGAUCCGAACGUGAAAGAGAUCGUAGACACGAGGAGCGACAGCAAGGUGACGGUGGCUGAGGCCAUGAAGCGCGGUGUACUGAACGCCAAGAGCGGUAGAUACAUGCACGGCUUGUCGAUGGAGAAACUGCCGUUCAAGGAAGCUCGUCGUCGACAGCUGAUCGUCAAGCCGAUGACGCUCAAGGAUUGUUGUGAUCUGGAAAUUAUUGAUGAUAAGGGCAAGAUCGCCAGUCCGGCACAUCGUAACAAAUUAACGAUACUGGAGGCCAUAUCCCACGGUGUUUUAGACUCGGAGAACAUCAAGUCCAUAGUAGAUACCCGAACCGGCGAAAUGAUUACGCUAGCCGACGCUUUGACCAGCGGGAUAAUUAAAGUCGACGGUACAUAUCGCGACAUGUUGAAGGCCGAAGAGUACUCUGUCCCUCAAGCCGUCGAAAAAGGCCUGAUCACGUCGGUGACUCGAAAGUCUAUCUUCGACAUCGAUGGCUUUAAAGAUCCUGUUUCUGGCGAGUACAUCAGUUUGAAUGCAGCAUUGCUGAAAGGUCUGAUUAGCUCAAAAUCCGGCGGUACCUUCACGAUUGACCUGAAAACUGGAAAGACCGUUUCUCUAAGCGAAGCAGAGGAACAGGGUUACAUCCGGCCGGAAGUGUUGGAGAUGCUGAACCGCGGCAUCGGCAUCACCGAGAACGGACGCGAAACGAGCGUUCUCGAGGCCGUGUUGCUCGGAUUGCUCGAUCCGAAAUCCGGUCAGUUGCUGGAUCCACGUAGCAAAAGAAUAGUGCCUUUGGAGGAAGCGAUCAAGCGACGACUCAUCACUCCCGACGGUGCCGCGCUGCUCACCAGCCUACUGAAUAUCGCAGUCACCACGCAGACUGUGACGAAAACCAUCAGAAGAUAUGUGACGACUCUGCAAACCGGCGAGACUGUUACAAGAGAUUAUAAGAUGAGUUACGAAGAGGCGUUGAGUAGCGGCUUGAUCGACGAAAGUAGAAACGAAUUUAGAGAUCCUGAUUCGGGAAUGACGAUGUCUAUUGAAGACGCCUUUGAGCAAAGCUUGCUCGGUGAUGACGUUCGCCAACGUUUCGAAAGCACCUUAACGACUAGUAUCGGCGAAGUACCUAGAAGUAGAAGAAGCGAAUCACCGCCUCGAGCGAUUGGCACGGUUACCAGUAUCAUUACCAAAGAAAUUACUCCGCAGGCAUCGUCUACGCCGAUGAAAGAGUCGUCAUCGGUUACGAUGACGAUUGCACCGACUGAUUCUGUUUCUUCUGCGCGAGAAUCAACGGCUAAAGAGAUGUCAUCGACGAAAGUUAGCGAAUCAACCAAAUGGACAUCCGAAAUAACAUCGAAAACGAGUUCGUUCGAAGAAACGCAUGCAGGUCAUGAUCUUAAAUCGCCUUUGCGUGAUGAAAAACAAGAUAUGGGAGUAAUUACACCGACUACGAGUCGCACAUCAGAGAUAAUGAAAUUUAUAAAAAACGAACGUGUUGCCACGGAUAAACGGGUGUUCGAACUACCCACAGAUGGCUGGACGCUUGCCGAAGCUAUUGAUAGGAAACUAUUUGACCCUGUUACAGGUCUUUUCAUAAUUCCCGGCACUGACAGAUUGGUUUCUUUCGAAGAGUGCAUAAAGCUUCAGAUCAUUAAUCCGAAUUCUGGCUUCGUUAUUGAUCCUAAUAACGGAAGAAAGGUAUCCUUGGUGCGAAGCUUGGAGAAAAAUAUUCUGGAUUCCACGGGUCAUUACUGUUAUCCGCAAAAGAUCUCGAUGAGAGAAGCGAUCGCGAACGAAUUGAUCAUAUUGGAAGGCGGACCAAGCAUAGACAGCGAUAAUACUAAUCAGAGGCUUCUUCAGAUCACGAGGGUUUCGGGCAAGCCCGAUAAAGUAGAAUUGACACAUGUUGGCGAUCCUUCCCAGCAAAUGGAGAUAAAGACCAGCGAUGAAAUGUCUAUGCCGGAUCCGGUGCAGGUAACUCAGGGAGUGAUUUACGAUCCAGGAACGGCCUUAGUGAUCUCCACGAAAACUGGCAAAUCCGCGAAUCUCUUAGCCGCAGUUUCCGAAGGAACGAUAUCGCCUACUGCCGUGAUUGUCAAAGAUCCAACGACGGGUAAAGACAUCGGCAUGGCGGAAGCUGUUAAUCGCGGUAUUCUCAAUAUUAACACGCGCGAAUAUAAGAUCGACGACGGCAGAAAGAUAUCACUGAUCGACGCGGCGAAGUUCGGAGUGGUGGCCGUUCUUGGUGCUCCACUUGCGGCCACUGCGGCCGCCAUAGAAGCGGUACAGAGAACGAUGGUCAAGGAUCCGGUAACUGGUAAAAAAGUGCCAAGAGAAGUCGCCAUUGAACGUGGCAUCAUUCCGAUGGACGACAGCGCAACUUCGCCUAUUGUUGAAUCUGCGAGUGGUACGCCCGACGAAAAUGAAAAAGUUAUCGUGAAACAUGUCGUACACGAUGAACCUGGCAAAGUUCGCGUAUUAAAGGAGGACACUAAGAGUACAAUUUUAAUUGAUUCAAAAUCUGAUGAUGUUCCGGAUGGCGAGAGCUUGGGCACGAAGACUAGAGCGCGAGUGACGGUUGAGCCGAGGUAUCAAGUUACGAUUGGUAAAGCGAGAACGUUAUCGCAGAGUCCCGAACGAGAAGCGAAGUCUAUCGUUUUGCAGAAAAUGCGAAAGAAAGUAGUAAAAGUCGAAGAGGCAUUGCAAAGUGGUCUCAUCGACGUGGAAACUGCGGAUACCUUUGCGAAAAAGAUGUGCAACGAGAGAGGUGAACCGAUCACUCUUUCUGAGGCAAUCCGCGACGAUCAAAUAGACGCCAAUCAGGGACAGAUCGUGGAUUUGCAAAGAGGCGAUGUGGUUAAUAUCAAGCAAGCUAUCGAUCGUGGAAUCCUGGAUUCAGAGAGCGCGAAUAUAUUGGUACCUUUGGCGAAAAGUUUGUCCGUACCUAGCUUGUAUAUGCAAGGUUUACUAGAUCCUUUGGAGGGUAAAAUUAUUCAUCCAGAAACGGGCGCGCAUCUCACUCUCAACGAAGCUAUAGUAUGCGAGAUAGUAGAUCCCCUAUCUAACUUAAUGUUCAUCGACGGCCGUACGGAAACGUUGCAAUCCGCCAUUGCAAACGAUACUAUCGACGCGGAGAGAUCGCUGGUCAAGACACAAAGCGGUAGCAUGAAUCUAGUCAAGGCAAUAGAGAACAAAAUGUUCGAGUUGAAGAAACCAGCCGAGUCUCUCGACAUACCGCCGGCGGGAAUGACGUUCCCCGUCGCGCUAAAACGUGGACUGAUAGACAUUAGCAAGAAAGAAAUACGUCAUCCGAUUACCGAGGAGCGCCUGCCACUGGAGGACGCUAUUAAGAAAGACUUUAUCAUGGCACUACCGUAUCCAGUAACUCCUGACAGUAUCGAAAUAACAAAAGCUCUGGAAUCGGGAUUGAUCGACAGAGACAACGCUGUAUUCUUCCAUCCCACUACGGGAACUCCGAUUCCGAUUGUCGAGGCUGUCGAGUCUGGUCUGCUUAUCAUUAAACCGCCGGCUCGUGGUGAAAACACAGCUGCCAUUACUCAAACAGUUACAUCGUAUCACACUAUCACGACCAAGACUGUUGAGCUUUUGCCAGGUUAUGCGUUGAAGAGCGCGAUGGAAGUACAAGAUAUUAAUACCGGUAAUAUCAUCCCGAUCGAAGAGGCUCGACAAAGAGGUAUCAUCAAGGAUGAAUCUGAAACUAAGCAGGAAUUCACGACAAAAGACAUCAAGAUGUCUUUCGAUCACGCGGUCGAGAAAGGACUCGUAGAUAUGAAAAAGGGUAUUUACACUGAUCCUUGCACCGGUGUUACAAUGCCUAUCACUAAGGCCGUCGAGGAAGGAAUCCUCGAUACUUCAUCUAGCAAGAGCGAAACACCCAAUAAAAACUUGACUCUAUUAGAAGCGGUCGAGCAGAUUUACGAUGAAGAAACUGGAACGUUUAAAGAUCCCGAGACGAACAAAUCUUACAAUUUGACGGAAGCGAUGAAAGUGGGCCUAAUCGAACCCGAUUCCGUACUUUAUAACGUGAAAACUAAAGAAUCUAUCACCACCAAAGAAGCAAUCGAGAAAGGUUUGCUCGAUCCUGCCACUGGAAUAAUGAAAACCGUGCGGGAUCAGAAGAAUCGCCCGAUUAAUAUAGCGAAAGCUGCGAAAAUGGGUCUUCUGGCAGUCGUAGCCGCACCAAUCUUAGCUGGAAAAGCAGUUGUCGAUGCAAUUUCGAGUCACAAAUCUAAAGAGACAAAGCCGAGCGCAUCCAUGACGACGAAAUUAUCCAUCUCGGGGAAGAAGGAAUCAAGUCCACCUGCAAAAAUUAUUUCGAGCCAAAUACAAAUUACCCAGAGAUCACGUGUCGAUUCUCAGGGCGAAGAUAAAAAGUUAAGCACGAUGGAAAUGCAAAAACAAGCGUUUUCAGAUGCAAGAAUAACAGAAGUCUACGCUACCGAAAUGGAAAUAGAGGACGAUAGUCAAUUAAAAAGAAUCACGGACGAAGAAACGCCAAGACACAUUUCGAUAAUUAUUACGAGAGACUUAACGCCUCAAGUUCUUGCAGAAUUUGGAGUAUUUGAUCCUGUAAGAGAGAAAUUCUUGGAUCCAGAAACGGGUAAUGUCACUUCCUUUAACGAUCUAGUGCUGAAUCUGAACGUGUUUAAUCCCGACCGAGUGCUCGUCAAGGAUCUGUCUUCCAAGACGGAUUUGUACGUGAAACUACGCGAGGCAAUAAGCCGGCCUCUUGUAGAUAGAAACGUUGCUUACAUGGUGGAUCCAAAAACUGGGAAGAAAAUACCGUUCUUCGAGGCGGUGCGCUUGGGAUGGAUUAAAGAGGAACCGGAGGACGAAACGGAGAGAGAACAGUUCGCAGAAUCGCUGCCUCUAAGUUUGCAAGAGGCUGUCGAUACCGGCGUGUGCAAUCCUAUCACAGGAACGAUUCAAGAUCCGAAAACGGGACGAGCGUUGUCUAUGAACGAAGCUAUUAACGCAGGACUGAUUGACGCUGAUGUGCUUGGCGUAAGAAAUCCGAUUACCGACGAGAUCGUGCCGUUUUCCGAGGCGCUCGAGACGGGCGUCGUGGAUCUUCGCAAGGACGUUGUCAUCAAUACAGAAAUGAGAACAGAAAUUGACAUCACGACGGCGUUCCUGCGAGGUCUUAUUGUGCCAGUUUCUCGCAAACCGAUCUCGUUGGAAGCUAUUAUCAGGCAAGGUCACUACGACGCCGAAACAGGAAAAAUACAAGACCCUCUGACUAAACAAUCGAUCGACGUCGAGGAGGGCGUUCGUAGAAACGUCGUUGAUGCUUUUAUCACUGAGAUUGAGGAUACAAAAGCCGGUUCGUCCGUCUCGUUGGACGACGCGCUAACCAUGAACUUGGUGAUUCCCAGUACAGGUCGUUUGCACGACACGAAAGCGGGAGAGCUUCUACCCUUAGACGUAGCACUUGAUAAAGGUCUGAUUAUUACAACACCGUUCGUGCCUUCGCUGAUUGAUGCGAUUGUUCAGGAGUACUAUUCACCGAAGACCGGCCUUGUUCUGAAUCCAAUGACGGGUGAAAAUAUAACGCUGAAAGAGGCAUUAGCCAUCGGUUAUGUUAACGGUUCCACUACAGUAGUAAAAGAUGACAGAAAAGAUAGCGUUGUUUCUCUUAAUGAAGCAGAGGGAAGUAAGCUGAUAGAUUUAGUAAGAGGAACUUUGACUUAUCCGCAUACCAUGACAUUGGACGUCGCCUUUGAGAAGGGAUACAUUUUAAGUACCAUAAAACCAUGGACGUUACAGGAAGCUUUAGCCCUUCAAAUUUACGAUCCGAAAUCCAGUACUUUCAAUAUUGAGGGUAAUAAUUGUUCUUUAGAGGAAGCGAUCGAGAAAGGUUUUAUUAGUAAAGACAGUCCGUCGAUUAAAGAUCCGAGGAACAACGAUAUUAUAUCUUUGGGCGAUGCUAUAAAGCACGGCUUUAUUAACGCGAAGACCAGUACGGCAGUAGAUCCGUGUACCAGUGCGCCUCUUUCGCUAACUGACGCAUUGGAUCGCGGUUUUAUAGUACCGGCGAAACGUAAGAUAUCUCUACCGGACGCCGUUUUCAAAGGCUUGUACGAUCCGAAGACUGGACAAUUUACGAUACCUGACACGCAAGAGAAACUUCCCACUGACCGCGCGAUUAAGAUGGGCGUGAUAGAUGCCACGACCGCGAUCGUACGAGAUCCAAACGGCGACGUGAUGACAUUCAACAAGGCUAUUAAGACCUUCAUAGUCGACCCUAAAUCUGGUACAGUUAGUCACGCCAGAGGACCGCCUGUAGACUUCCAGGAAGCGCUGGAACGUGGCUUGCUCCUCGAAACAAGAAGACCCAUGAGCUUCAGCGAGGCAAUUUCUAAGGGCAUCCUCGAUGAGAAAACUAACAAAUUUUUAGACCCGCAAACGGGCAUUUAUCUAACUGUAUUGGAAGCUAUUCAGAAGAAUCUGAUAAACGCUGAUUCGGUUACCGUCAAGGAUACGAGGUCCAGUGUCUGGAGAACAAUGACGCUAAUGGAAGCUAUACAAUCGGACUACAUGGACGGCACUACUGGCUACCUGAAAGAUUCCAACAAGGGUAGGAACGUAUCUCUAAGGGACGCCUUCGAAUCUGGCCUCAUCAUUGACAAUAGAGCCGCCGUGUCUUUGCAGCGUGCCAUUCAUCAAGGAUUGUACGACGAUAACACGGGCAAAAUUACCGAUCCCAGUACAGGUAGAGCCGUAACGUUGCACGAAGCGAUGAGAAAAUGCGUGAUCAGCCCGACGUUGCCGUGCUACUGGGACAAACGUGGCGAACGUUUGUUGUCAUUGGCAGAGACAUGUCGUGCUGGUGUGAUCGACAGACGCAGCGGUAUGUUCAAGGAACCGGGCACGAGUGGCGCGGUCUCGUUGUCGGUCGCGUUGCAGCUCGGUCUUAUCGUCGAUAUAGAGAGCAUGGGAUUUGGCCUAUACGAAGCGAUAUUGAUGAAUAUGUACGACGUUUCAUCGGGUAAAUUCGUGCAUCCAACCAACAAUCGCAAGCUGACGCUAGCCGAGGCGUGCCAAAUGGAUCUGAUAAAUCCGCUGACAUCGAUUAUCAAAUGCACCAAGUCUAAUAGAUAUAUCCCAUUGGCCGAAGCAAUCUCCUUGGGCAUCAUCGAUGACAUUCGCGGCAUGUAUAUCAUCCGCGAGCUUGACAAAACGAUCAAUCUGCAGGAAGCGGCAAAGAAGGGCUUUAUCGUCACGUCGAAGACGCCUCUCUCGAUCGAGGAGACGGUAAAGUGCCGCCUUUAUCGCGGCGACAGUGGCAAAUUUGCUAAUCCCGUCAUUAACGAGUAUCACGAUUUGCUUCAGGCGAUCGAUUGCGGUCUCAUAGACCCUGAUACCACCGCCUUGAAGGAUGCGACGACCGGACAGAUCAAGCCGCUAUUAACGGGCAUCGAGGAUGGGACAGUCGAUGUGUCCCGGGGAAGAAUAUUAGAUCCCAAGACGACACGCGCUUUUAAUAUCGAUGUUGCUUUGGAGAGAGGCCUGCUGGUCACGAUUGAUAAACCUCUAGCGCAACAAAUAAUACAGAGAUCACCCUUAGAGGCCACCAAAGCUGGACUUGGCGAUAAAAACGUCAAAGAAUGCACUUUAGAAGAAGCAAUCAAUUAUCAGUUGAUUAAUCCGAACACAUCGGUUGUGAGAGAUCCUAGAACCGGUCGAUUCGUGACGACGGCAAGAGCGAUCGCAGACAAUGUUGUAGAUCCUUCCGUCAGAGGUACGAUUGAAUUGAACGGCGGAGGCAAAAGGGAACCGCGUUUCGUGCGUUUUGGUGACGUCACCGUAUUCAUUCGGGAACCUCUCACUUUCGAGGAGGCAGUCGAGAAAGAGUAUCUGUCGCUGGACUCGGGCAAGUUCACAGAUCCGAUCUCGAACGAACAAUUGACCCUGAAAGAGGCGGUCGGUCUCGGUAUCGUAGACUCGGAUUCGGCGUUGAUUAAAGACUCGCAGAAGAAAAAGCUGGUGAAAUUGCCGGAGGCGUUCCGUAAGGGUAUGAUGGACGCGGAGAAGGGCAACGUGCUGGACACGGCGACGUCCAAGUUGUACAGCUUGUCCAAGGCCCUGGAAACCGGCCUGUUGAUCACCCCGAGGAACGGCGUUUCGUUCAUCGAAGCGCUGCAGUUCGGUCUCUACAAUCCGACCACCGGCGGUUUUCACGAUCCCUUCGUUGUCACUUCCGUGCUAGAUCGUAGGCGCCUCACGCUGGCGGACGCGAUCGAGUCGGGUCUGAUCGAUCCGUCCACCACCGUCGUAAAAGAUCCGUUCACGGGUAAUAUCGCGAGUCUGUUAGAGGCAGUGAAUAGCGGGAAGGUAGAUUCUGUAGGAGGCAGAUUAGUCGAGGACACUGACGGCAAGAGUAUCGACUUCGUGAAGGCCUUGGAGCGGGGUUAUAUACUCGCCGCUGAAGCCAGGCAAGCGGUGGAGGAGAAGUACAAGCUCUGCGACGAGACGCUGUCUAAGCUCCUGCAGUGGAUCUCCGAGGUUGAGGACAAACUGGCGGAUCAGGAUACCGUCAAGGAAGACGUAGAGGAGUUGAGAAAGCAGAUAAUUGUCAUGAAAGAAAUAAAGGAGGAUCUUGAAUCGCACAGCCGACCCGUCUCAACCUGCCUGGAUCAGAUUCGACAAGUCGUCUUGACUGGCAGCAACGUGCUAUCCAGCGACGAAGUGUCUACACUGGAGAAGAACGGUCGAUCUCUGAAAACUCGAUUCGACAAAGCGUUAGAUCGCACUGACAAAUUAGUGAAACGUCUCAUUGGUGCCAGAGAUGAACUAACAAAGUUCAAGAACGAGCUGACGACAUUCUCGAUUUGGUUGGACAAAGCCAGAAGCGUGCUCGAGGAUAAGGAGCGAUCCUUGUCCGAUCUGAACAAGCUCAGUAGCAGCACAGAUACGACCCGCGAUUUCAUCAGCGAUGUCAUCGCCCAUCAAGCGGAUUUGAGAUUUAUUACAAUGGCCGCGCAGAAGUUCGUUGAUGAGAGUAAGGAGUAUCUUCAAGUUCUCAACGACUUCAGGACUAGCUUGCCACAAAGAUUGCCACAUAAAGAGCCCACAGCUAGCCAGGAUUCGCCGAUACGAGCCGAAGUAUCCAGCGCAACAGCUCGAUACAAAGAUCUAUUAGCCCGAGCAAAUCUUCUGUCGGACAGACUGUCGGGAGUUGGCGGCAAACAGAGAGAUUAUCACGAUUCCUUGGAGAAAGCUAGAACGUGGUUGAGGGACGUCGAGCCGAAAGUGCACAGAGUUAUCUCCGAGCCUGUUGCCGCGGAACCGAAACAAGUGGAAGAUCAAUUGAGCAAAGCCAAGACGUUGAACAACGAAUUCCUUGCUAACGAACGUCUAAUCGACAAUGCUAAGCACAGCCUUGAGGCUCUGCUAAAUUCUUUGGAAGGCCAACUGACGGUCAACGAGGUUAGAGAGCUCGAGGAGCCAGUGAGGGCGUUAGAAGAUAAGUACAGACAACUCAGUAAUGCUCUGGCUGACAAGUGUCAAGAACUCGACACAGCGUUGGUGAGAAGCCAAGGAGUGCAAGAUGCAUUGGACAAUCUAAUUGCAUGGCUGAACAACGUAGAAAGUCAAUUUAAGUCGCUCCAACGUCCGGCAAGUUUGCAGAAAGAACGCUUGGAAGAGCAGCAAAGAGAACAGCGAUUACUUCAAGCGGACUUGGAUAGCCACCGUUUGAGCGUAGAAACUAUCACAGCGAACGCUCAGGAUCUUCUCCUGAAUUCGAGCAACGUUCGCAUCGCCAAACGUAUCGAGAGCAAGCUGAAGGAUGUGCAAAGCAGAUUUGAGAAGCUGAUGGACAAGUCCUUGAGGCGCGGUGAAUUCCUGGACGAAAUCGCGCAGGCCCUGAACGAGUUCCUCGGAGACGUGGCCAGGUUCGAGAGUUGGUACGCGCAUAUGAUGGAGAUUCUCGACGCGAGAGAUCUGAACAAGCUCGACAUGUCGGAGUACGAGGCCAAGAUGGCUCAGCUGAUAGACAUGCGCGAGGAUCAGCGCGGCAACUUCGAGGAUCUCAUACGUAACGGGAAGAAUCUGAUCUCCAAGAAGGACAUAACCGAAGCGGGCGCGAUCAGAGAUAAGAUCAAGGCGCUCGAGUCCCAGUGGAAGGAACUGAACAAUCUGCUCGACGAGAAACAGCGACUGUGCAAAUCGAGGGCGGAACAGCAUACGGCCUACGAGAAGCUGCGGGAUCAAAUACUCGACUGGCUUACCCGUACGGAGAACAAGGUGCAGGGACUCGAACCGGUCGCCGUAGAUCUGGACAAACUGAAAAUACAGCAGGAGGAUUUGAAGCCCAUACAGAAGGAGUAUCGCGACUACGGCAACACGGUCGAUAAAAUCAACGAUCUCGGCAUCGCUUACGACAGUUUGAUGAAGGAACGCGGCGAAAGUCCAACGCGUCGACGUGGCAGUGCUAGUCCGACGAAGAGACCAGUACUGCGAAUGUCACAAGACGGUCGCUCGCCGUCACCCACUAAAUCCUACGCAGUUCAAAGUCCGGUCUCCCCAGGUGGUAGCAGCGGAUUCAGCAGCCGUCGUUCGAGCCAGGAUGGUUUCCAUCUGGAGGAAUUGUCGCCCGUUCAACAGCAGCUUUCGGAAAUUAAUCACAGAUACGGAUUACUCGGUGUCAGAUUGUCAGAUCGCCAAACGGAGAUAGAUAAUAUUAAGGAGGAAUUGAAGAAACAUUUGGAUCAUUUGAAAGUGCUCUCACAAUUCUUGGAUAAGAUUCAACGGCAGUUGCCUAAAGAAAGUAUGCCCGCAACUAAAGACGAUGCUGACAAAACGGCCAAGCAAGUUAAAGUUCUCGUCGAGGAGAUGUACGAGAAGCAAUCUCUACUGGACAGUACUCGAACGCAAGUGCGCGAUUUGGUCAGGCGUAAGAAAGGAGCGCACGGCGUGGACAGAUUGAACGACGAGAUGGAAGACGUCGUCAGUCGAUGGAGAUCGAUUUCGGACAGAUGCAAGGACCGAAUUAAAUUCCUGGAAGACAUUAAAGAUUUCUAUGACACGUAUGACGGUCUUAACUCUUGGCUCGGCGCUAAAGAGCGCAUGCUGGGCGCUUUAGGACCGAUCUCGUCCGAUCCUCGUAUGGUCGCGAGUCAAGUGCAGCAAGUGCAGGUUUUGCGAGAGGAAUUUAGAACUCAGCAGCCGCAAUUGGAUCAUCUGGUACAGGUCGGGGAGAGCAUCCUCGUCACGAUAUCCAUAGAUUCGAUGGAUGGACAGAAGAUAAACGCGAAGUUGCAGAGCAUUUUGCAGAGAUGGGCGGAUCAAAUGGGAAGAUUGGAUGAAAGGGCUCAGAGUUUGGGCGAUGCCGUUGACACUAGUCGUGAAUUCGACGCCAGCCUUAACCGGCUGCGAGACGCUCUGCAAGGUAUCUCAGACAAUUUGGACGAGCUGUCUCUUGAGAAGGAUCCCGAAGAGCAGCUUCGUAAGAUCGAGAAUCUGGAGAGACAAUUGGAGGGCCAGAGACCGUUGUUAGCGGACGUGGAGAUGGCCGGUGCGCAGCUCUGUGAGGUCUUGAGUGAUCCAGCGUCGAGAUCCGAAAUUCAAGGAAAGCUGGCCACAGUGAGCAAGAUGUACAAUAACUUGCAGAAGAAGCUGGAUCACAGGAAAGCAGAGAUCGAAGGUAACCUGCGAGAUGGAAGACAAUUCGAGGCCUCCUGUAGCAGAACUCUGGGAUGGCUCGCUGACGAACUUGGAAACAUGUCUGAGAAGCUGCUAGUGUCUGCUGACAGAGAAAUUUUGCAACAGCAACUUGAUCAUCACGAGCCCGUUUAUCGUAAUGUGAUGGGUAAAGAGCACGAAGUCAUAAUGCUGUUGAACAAAGGACGCGACAUACUUGCGCGGUCUCAGAAAGCCGAGAACCGCUCGCUUCAACGCGACUUGGAUAAGAUGCAGUCGCAGUGGGAUCGUUUGAAGAAGGAUACCGUCGAGAGGCACACCCGACUGCAAACCUGCGCGGAGCAUUGCAAGAAAUACUACAAAGCACAAGACGUGUUCCUUCCAUGGCUUCGACAGGCCGAGGAUAAAUUGGAUAGCUUGAUCCCCACUUCCUUCAGACGCAAGGACAUUGAGAAGCAACUGAAAGAAUUGUCGUCGUUCAGAAACGAAGUGUGGAAGCACUCCGGAGAAUUCGAAAAUAACAAGAUGCUGGGCGAGACGUUUGUCGGAGCUUGCGACAUUGACAAACAAAACGUAAAGAAUGAGCUUAGUGCUAUGAAAACCAGAUGGGAUAAAUUAAACAAUGACUUGCUGUCUAGAACACAGUCUUUGGAAGACACCGCACGUCACCUAAUGGACUUCAACGAGAACUUACGCGAUUUGCAGCACGGUUUACAACGUUGCGAGGAUAAGUUAGCUUCACACGAUGCCCUCGGCGGAGCGGCUAAAGAUCCGAAACUUCUCGACAGAAUAAAGGCCUUGAGAGAGGAAACAACGAGCUUGAAGAAACCCUUGCAAUGCGUGAGACAACAGGCUAACGAUCUUGUGAAUAAGGCCGGCGAGCAGGGCGUCGAUGCGACGCACUUGCAAGACGAGAUCGACAAUGUUACCGAUCGCAUCAAUGAUCUGCAAGCGAAACUGGACGACAGAUGCAACGAGCUGCAAAGCGCGGCGACGGCGGUCGCGCAGUUUAACGAUCAAGCGAAAUUGAUUAGCCAACAUCUGGCCGCUCUGGAAAAAGAUCUGGACUCCAUGAAAGCACCCGGUAGAGAGAUCAAAAUUGUACGAGGACAAUUGGAGGAUACCGCCAAGAUUAUCAGCAGAAUUAACAAACUCUACGAUGAGAUCGGCGAUCUACAGAAUCGCGGCGAACGUUUGGUUGAUUACGGCUUCGCCGCUGACGCUGUAGCGACGAGAGAUCAGGUUGACGGAUUCAAACGACAGAUAGGCAAGCUGGAUGAGCGCACGCGCGCCAGGGAGGACGAACUCACUUCUACCUUGAACAAGUUACAAGAGUUCUAUCAGUUGCACGCGGACGUUAUGGAGGCUAUCAAUGAUGCAAACGAACAAGUGAGAAGAUUUAAACCUGUUGGAUCCGAAGUGGACUCGAUUAAAGCUCAGCAGGAGGACUUCAGAACUCUCAAAGUUAAAAAGAUCGAGCCGCUGGCGCACGCCGUCGACGAAUGUAACGCGCUCGGUCAAGGCCUUAUACAAACUGCAGGACGUGAUGUCAGUACCACUAAUAUCGAAAGAGACGUCGAUAAAAUGAAUGAAAGGUGGAAUGACUUGAAAGACAGGCUGAACGAACGCGAUCGCAAGUUGGACGUUGGAUUGCUGCAGUCGGGCAAAUUCCAAGAGGCUUUGGACGGUUUAGAGAAAUGGUUGACCGAUACGGAAGAGAUGGUGUCGAAUCAAAAAUCACCUUCUUCGGAUUACAAGGUCGUGAAGGCGCAGCUGCAAGAACAGAAAUUCCUGAAGAAGAUGUUGAUGGACCGACAAAAUUCCAUGACGUCUCUCUACAACAUGGGACAAGAGGUGGCCGCCGACGCGGACCCGAAGGAGCGUAAGGUCAUUGAGAAGCGAUUGAACGAUCUAAUAGGCAGAUUCGAUAAUCUGACGGAAAGCGCCGCGGAAAGGAUGGACGCUCUUGAGCAAGCAAUGGCGGUGGCGAAGCGAUUCCAAGAUAAAUUGGUACCACUUACCAUCUGGUUGGAUAAGACGGAGAAGAAAGUGAGGGAUAUGGAAUUGAUUCCUACCGACGAGGAGAAAAUACAGCAGCGUGUCAGAGAGCACGAUGUGCUUCACGAGGAUAUUAUAUCGAAGACCCCGGACUUCAGCGAACUCACGGAGAUAGCCAGCCAACUUAUGGCGCUCGUAGGCGAAGACGAGGCCGCCACGUUGGCCGACAAGCUUCAGGAUGCGGCAGAUAGAUACGCGGCUUUGGUCGAACGAUCCGAAGCUCUCGGUAGCUUGCUUCAACGUUCGAGGCAAGGCUUACGUCAUCUGGUUCUCACGUAUCAAGACCUGCAGGCGUGGAUGGAGAGCAUGGAGAUCCGAUUGUCCAAGUAUCGCAUCCUGGCUGUGCACACGGAGAAGCUCUUGCAACAGAUGGAAGACCUCGCGGAUCUUACGGAGGAGGUGUCCACGCGACAAACGGAAGUCGACAGCACCGUGGAUUCCGGCCUCGAACUGAUGAAACACAUCUCGAGCGACGAGGCGCUUCAACUGAAGGACAAGCUGGACUCUCUGCAACGACGAUUCAACGAUCUCGUCACGCGCGGGUCAGAUCUUCUGAAACACGCCCAGGAGUCCUUACCGCUGGUGCAACAAUUCCAUGAAAAUCACAAUCGUCUGAUGGAUUGGAUGCAAGGCGCGGAGGCCGCUUUGCAGUCCGCCGAACCCCGCGAGGAAGAGAUUAUCCGACUCGAGAUGGAGAUAUCGGAAUACAGACCCGUCUUGGACAAGAUCAACGCGGUGGGCCCGCAGCUGUGUCAAAUGUCGCCGGGAGAAGGUGCUGCGACCAUCGAAGGCCUCGUGACCAGGGACAACAGGCGAUUCGACGCGAUUGCCGAGCAGAUUCAGAGAAAGGCGGAAAGAAUUCAAUUGAGCAAGCAGCGAUCCCUGGAGGUGAUCGGCGAUAUCGACGAUCUGCUCGAUUGGUUCAGAGAAGUGGACAAUCAGCUUCGAGAGGCCGAGCCGCCUAGCAGCGAGCCUGAAAUUAUUAGGGUACAAUUGAAGGAACACAAAGCGCUCAACGACGAUAUAUCCAGUCAGAAGGGUAGAGUCCGUGAUGUUAUUUCGACUGCGAAGAAGGUGAUACGCGAGAAUGCUCAACACGAGGACACGUCUACCAUCAGGGACAAGAUGGAGGACUUGCGCGAGACGAUGGAAAUUGUGUCAGCCUUAUCGUCGGAUAGAUUGGGAGCUCUCGAGCAAGCUCUGCCGUUAGCGGAGCACCUUCGCGAUACCCACGCUGGCCUGGUCAGCUGGCUCGAGGAGGCUGAGCAACAAAUCGCCAUGUUACCCAUGCCCGCCUUGCGGCCCGACUUGAUAGCGGCGCAACAGGACAAGAACGAGCUUCUCAUACAGAGCAUCAACGAGCACAAACCUCUGGUGGAGAAACUCAACAAGACCGGUGAGGCACUCAUCAAGUUGUGCAACGAAGAAGAAGGUAUAAAAGUGCAAGACAUCCUGGAUAACGAUAACGCUCGCUAUGCGGCGCUGAGAGCCGAGCUGAGAGGCCGGCAACAGGCGCUCGAGCAGGCCCUGCAGGAAUCCUCUCUGUUCUCCGAUAAACUGGAGGGUAUGCUGCGCGCAUUGUCCUCCACCGCCGAUCAGGUGAACGGCGCCGAACCCGUCAGUGCCCAUCCGCCUCGUCUACGCGAUCAGAUGGAGGAGAACGCCGCUCUGGCGGACGAUCUCUCUCAGAGAUCCGAGGCUUACGCGGCCGUUAAGAAAGCGGCGGACGACGUGAUCAACAAAGCCGGCAACAGGGCCGAUCCGGCGGUGAAGGACAUCAAACGCAAGCUGGAUAAACUCAACAAAUUAUGGAUCGACGUGCAGAAGGCCACGACCGAUCGCGGUCGCACCUUGGACGACACUCUGGCCGUCGCCGAGAAAUUCUGGGCCGAACUGAACGGAGUUAUGGCCACUCUGAGAGAACUGGGGGACGCGCUGGCUGGACAGGCACCACCGGCGGCUCAACCAGCCGCUAUUCAGCAACAGCAAGUGGCGUUGCAGGAAAUUCGGCAGGAGAUCGAUCAGACCAAGCCGGAUGUCGAGCAAGUCCGAUCAUCGGGACACGAGUUGAUGGGCUUGUGCGGCGAGCCGGACAAACCUGAAGUGCGAAAGCACAUCGAAGACUUGGAUCAGGCUUGGGACAACGUCACCGCUCUGUACGCCAGACGCGAGGAGAAUCUGAUCGACGCCAUGGAGAAGGCGAUGGAGUUCCACGAGACGCUGCAUAACCUGUUGGAGUUCUUGCAAGAGGCCGAGGACCGAUUCGCGGAGAUGGGCCCGCUCGGCAGCGACAUCGACGAGGUGAAGAAGCAGAUCAAACAGCUGGCCAAUUUCAAGGCCGAAGUGGAUCCGCACAUGGUGAAGGUCGAGGCGUUGAACAGGCAAGCGGCCGAAUUAACGGAAAGAACAUCCUCCGAGCAAGCGGCAGCCAUCAAGGAACCGCUCGGUGCCGUGAACAAACGGUGGGACGGAUUGCUGAGGGGCAUGGUGGAGAGGCAGCGAUUACUGGAGAACGCGUUGUUGCGACUCGGUCAAUUCCAGCACGCUCUGGACGAACUGCUGGUAUGGAUCGAGAAAACCGACAGGACGCUGGAUAACCUCAGACCAGUAGCUGGUGAUCCACAAGUGAUCGAAGUCGAAUUGGCCAAGCUGAAGGUCCUGGUGAACGAUAUACAAGCUCAUCAAACGAGCGUCGACACUCUAAAUGACGCCGGACGGCAAUUGAUCGAGGAUGGCAAAGGUACAGCGGAAGCGUCCACCACAGCCGAUAAACUGGGCACUCUGAAUCGCCGUUGGCGGGAUCUGCUGCAACGCGCCGCCGAUCGCCAGCGAGAACUGGAAGACGCCUUACGAGAGGCGCAAUCCUUCACCGCCGAGAUACAGGACUUGCUGUCGUGGCUGGGCGACGUGGAUAACAUGAUAGUGGCCUCCAAGCCCGUCGGUGGAUUGCCCGAGACCGCGUCCGAGCAAUUGGAGCGCUUCAUGGAGGUGUAUAACGAGCUGGAGCAGAACCGUCCGAAGGUCGAGACGGUGCUGCAGCAAGGACAGGAAUACCUGAAGAAAGCGGAUACGACCAGCGCCGGUAGUUUGAAUCACAAUCUACGAACGUUGAAGCAAAAGUGGGACAAUGUGCUUUCGCGCGCCAGCGAUAAGAAGAUAAAGUUGGAAAUCGCCCUGAAGGAGGCCACCGAGUUCCACGACGCGUUGCAAGCAUUCGUCGAUUGGUUGACCAACGCCGAAAAGAUUCUGACGAAUCUCAAACCGGUCUCGAGGGUCAUGGAGACCAUACUUCAACAGAUCGAGGAACACAAAGCUUUCCAGAAGGACGUCGGCGUCCAUCGUGAAACUAUGCUUAAUCUCGACAAGAAAGGCACCCACCUCAAGUACUUCUCUCAGAAACAAGACGUGAUUCUUAUAAGAAACCUGCUUGUGAGCGUGCAACACAGAUGGGAACGAGUAGUGUCCAAGUCGGCCGAGAGAACGAGGGCUCUAGAUCACGGUUACAAGGAGGCCAGGGAAUUCCACGACAGCUGGUCGAAUCUGAUGAACUGGUUGGACGAAACCGAGAGGACGUUGGACGAAGUCGCCGCCGACGGACUUGGCAAUGAUCCGGACAAGAUUAAAUUGCGCCUCAAUAGACACCGCGAGGUGCAAAAGGCACUGAGCGCUAAGCAAAGCACGUACGACAACACCAUGAAGAACGGCAAAACGUUGAAGGACAAGGCGCCGAAGUCCGACGAGCUUGCCCUGAGGGAACUUCUGAACGAGUUGAAGAACAAGUGGACUACGGUCUGCGGUAAAUGCGUGGAUCGCCAGAGAAAGCUGGAGGAGGCCUUGCUAUUCUCCGGACAGUUCAAGGACGCGAUUCAGGCGCUGUUGGAAUGGUUGAGCAAGACCGAAAAGUGGCUGGCCAAUCCCGGGCCACUUCACGGCGAUCUGGACACGGUGACCAAUUUAGUGGAGCAACACAAGGCCUUUGAAAGAGAUCUGGAAUUGCGCGCCUCGCAGAUGGAAUCCGUCAUCAAAACCGGUCGCGAACUGGAAUCCAAAGCCUCCAUUGAAGACGCGUCGAUGAUCAGAUCACAGUUGUCCGAAUUGAACAGCCUCUGGGACCGAGUGACCAGUCUCACGACGAAGAAGGCCAGACUGCUGGAAGAAGCCAUCAGAGAGGCCGAACGGCUUCACAAAGCCGUUCACGUGUUGCUGGAAUGGCUGAGCGACGCGGAGAUGAAGCUACGAUUCGCCGGACCGCUGCCGGAGGACGAGCAGGAGAGCAGGAAUCAACUGAUGGAGCACCAGAGAUUCCUCCGCGAGUUACAGACUAAGGAAAUCGAGAAGGACAACACGCUAGAGUUGGCACAUAUUAUUCUUGGAAAGGCGCAUCCCGACGGUGCCGCAGUUAUCAAGCACUGGAUCACGAUUAUUCAAUCAAGAUGGGAAGAAGUGGCGACGUGGGCCUAUCAGAGGAACCAAAGGCUGGAGAAUCAUAUGCAGGGACUGCAGGAUCUUGAUAAUCUUCUCGAGGAGUUAUUGGCCUGGCUCGAAGGUUUGGAGAACACUUUGAAUGCCCUGGAAGCGGAACCCUUGCCCGACGACAGGGCCACGCUCGAAAUGCUUAUCGCGGAUCAUAGGGAGUUCAUGGAGAAUACCAGCCGAAGGCAAAACGAGGUCGAUCGCGUGUGCAAGGCCCGACAAAUUAAGCCGAUAAGGGACACGAGAAAAAUAUCGAAAGUCAGAUCGCCAGCGCCUACUAAGGAUCUCUAUCAGGAUAGCGAGCAUGAGCAGCCUCAGCCUCGUAAACAAAGCCGAGGCAGCCCAGGUCGUGAUAGAACGCCAGACCUUUCAUUGCCGCACAUCGGUCCACGCUUCCCACCCAAAGGAAGCAAAGGAGCCGAGCCGGAAUUCCGUAGCCCGCGAGUCAAGCUUCUCUGGGAUAAGUGGCGUCACGUUUGGAUGCUGGCGUGGGAGCGACAACGUCGUCUGCAGGACAAAUAUAAUUACAUUCAGGAGCUGGAUCGCGUUGCUAACUUUAGCUGGGAAGAUUGGCGCAAGCGGUUCCUGAAGUUCAUGAAUCACAAGAAAUCCAGGCUGACGGAUCUAUUCAGGAAGAUGGAUAAGAAUAACGAUGGACUUAUACCGAGGGAGGACUUCAUUCAAGGAAUUAUGAACACCAAAUUCGAGACUUCUCGUCUGGAAAUGGGUGCUGUUGCCGAUCUGUUCGACCGUCACGGUGAGGGCUUGAUAGAUUGGAAGGAGUUCAUCGCCGCUCUGCGACCCGACUGGGAAGAACGACGAACUUACAACGACACGGACAAGAUACACGACGAAGUCAAACGGCUCGUCAUGUUGUGCACCUGUCGUCAGAAGUUCCGCGUUUUCCAAGUUGGCGAAGGAAAGUACAGGUUUGGUGACAGCCAAAAAUUGCGAUUGGUUCGAAUCCUGCGCUCCACUGUCAUGGUACGCGUCGGUGGAGGCUGGGUAGCAUUAGACGAAUUCCUUCUGAAGAACGAUCCCUGCCGCGUUUUUCUAAUGCCAAUACCGGAUCCUAACAAACCGGAACAACAUGAGGGUUGGUGUCCGCUCGCCAAGGGAAGAACGAAUAUCGAGCUGCGGGAGCAAUUUAUACUGGCGGACGGUGUUAGCCAGACUAUGACGGCCUUCCGGUCCAAGCCGAGCCCGACCUCGACGCUGCAGCGUACGCAAAUGUCCUCCACCAAUGCCGGACCGAUCACCAAGGUGAGAGAACGCAGUGCUCGCAGCGUACCCAUGGGUCAAUCGCGAGCCUCGCGCUCAUCCUUGAGCGCCGGCACGCCCGACAGCCUUAGCGACAACGAAAGUUCCUUCAAGAUAUCUGGUAGAAAAACCAGCACGCCUUACAGAUCUACCGUGACGCCCGGUGGUAGCCGUCCGUCUAGCAGGCCAGCAUCAAGACCUGCCUCCCGACCAGCCAGUAGACCGAGUAGCCGACCUGCGUCGAGACAAGGAAGCAAACCGCCUAGUCGAUACGGAUCAACGCAGUCGUUGGACGACGAUUCGACCCCAAGUCGCAUCCCGCGAAGGACCAUCGUCGGCUCCGGCAGUACUCCGACGUCCAGUAGACACAACAGCAUAUCCGGUAGGAAACUCACAACCCCGAUGAACGGCUCGAGCUCACGACCCCGCACUCCAACGGGAUUAAUUAGCCCCGCCAGCGGAGUACCUUCCAGCCGCUCUAGGAUACCCGUGUAUGUGGGGGUGGAUAUAAAAUCUCCUCAGUCGACCACCAGCAAUAUGUCGACUCAUUCAACACAAAGCAACCAUUCUACGAUCUCUACUGAUUCCACUGGGAGCAGUUCCCUGUGUACGAAUUCAGCAACUAAUAUACCAACAGCCAUUAAGCAAGCUAGGGUACGUACGCCGUCCAGUGGAUCCAGCACGCCGCUACCGCCGUCUUCGAAGUUAUCGAGGAAGCCCUCCGGAGCAUCCGACACGUCGAUGUCGGGAACGACCCCGAACGCGCGGAAGGGAAAGCCCACGCCGAUCGAUCAGCGCGCGCCGUUCCGAUUGUAAUAGCUUAUUAAUGGAUAGGCUUGUAAAAUCAACGUAUUUAUACGCCCGAACAAGAAUAAAUAUAAAACAUCCCCGCCGCAAAUUUAAGAAUGAAACCGCAUUGCAGGGAACAUAUGAGAGUGUGGAUUAUUGUCGCGUAUUGCGCGAGAGAAAGAGAGGAUCGCGCGAAAUACGCGAAUACUAAAAAAUUGACUGGUUCAAAAUUUUCGUAGAAGGCAAAUGAUGAAGUCUUGAAAAGUUGUACGAAGGUUUUAUCAUUUCGAAUUUCGCCAAGUACCGAAUGCCAUUAAAAUUACGAAUACCAAUGAGUAUUUCAUACUCGCUUAGGGAUAAGGGAUUUACAGUUUGGGGAAAUUUAUUUAUUUCGUGCCCGCGUUAGAAAGUGCUUGAAGCAUCUAUCUAGUUUGUAACAACACAUAACAGUGAAGUAAAUUAUUGUUAUAAAUACCAUAAUCUUUGGUAUUACCGAAAGUGCAGGGUAAUGCUGUGUAAUUGAAAAUAUUUAGGUGAGAUAUAACAGAAGUAUCCUCGCCGACUCUCUCGAUAAGGACAAUACUACUAAAAAAAGGUUUUUAGCGUUAACAAAAAGAAAUCAGCGUUAUAUGUAUUAUAAUUACGCUUAUGUUUGAUAUAUAUAACUAUAGAUGCCUGUGUAAUUACUACUUUUAUAUAAUUUAAUAUAUGGUAUAGUUUGCUCACUUCACACGCAUGAUCUUUUUGCGUGCUUUGUACACCGCUCGAAAAUUUUCAUCGAGCGUUUUUCCGAUGAACAUUUUUGAGCUAUAUAUUUUGAGCAAAUUGUAUACGCGAAGACCUUAAUUUAUUUAAUAUUUUUGCUUGACUUAUUGUAUUCGUCGUACGACGUAAUUAACGUCUAAUUCGCAUUUGUUAUGAAAAAAGAGAAAUCUUGUAUGCGAUUUUAGAUUAUAAUAUACAGAUUGUGAAGAUCGACAUUCAUUUUUGUUAUCCGUUUCGCAAAUUGCACCCGUACGUAUUUUUGAUUAGUUAUACAUACAUACCUGUAAAAAUCGGAUUAAAUGUAAAUUUUUUUAAAAUUCUUUUUUCUACCAUGCAUCAAUUAAAUAAACAUAGAUUUGGUGAACAUUGAUCGAUUAUAAUCUUUACAAAUCUGCUUGAUAUUACUUUUAAAAGUAUUUUUAUGUAUUUGUGUUGUUGCGAAACGGAAUAUCUCGUUGCUUUGUGAAGACAGUAAUCAAACGUAGUUUAGGAUUGUGCACAAGUUUAAUCUUCGAGCGGUCGCAUUUAAAAAGUGCAAUUUUUUCAUAGAUAUUAUUUUCACGAAAUAAUGUCUAUGAAAUUCCUAUCUUUAAAUAUAUGUUUCGUGCGUCAAUAUACAUGGUCGUUUUACCGAUCAUGAAGUUAAAUGUGAAAAGGCUGAGAUCACCCACGCGCCCGCUCUAAGAUUAACGUGCGAUAUGCUUUUGUUACGUGUUUGCGAAUAAUCGAUUUAUCGAUUAAUGAUCAAUUAAUAAGUAAAUAAUUAUUAUAAUUAUAAUUACAUAAUUAUAUAAAAUGUUAUAUAAUUAUUAAUUAUAAUUGACUAAUGAGAGAUUUAAGAGUUCGGGGGAACAUUACCUAACAGCGUUAAAAUAAUAAUAAUAAUAAUAAUAAAAAAAGAGAAAAUUAUACGUGUGAAUAGUUAAGUAAAAUAUAUUCCAUUGCGCGAAGUGUGGCCUGUUAGGUGACGGGUAGAAAAGAGAAACUCUGAAAAAAAGACAUUUCCAUUUUUUUUACAUAUAUACUUUUAGAUGCGAUUAAUGUAACGGAGAAUAUGACUCGCUGCCUCUUAUAAAUAUUACGUAAUGCGAUUAAUCUUAUUAACAACUUCUCAACGUAUAAUUUUUGUUUCUUUUUCACUUAAACGAGAAGUGCUGUAUGAUGCUAAUAUUAAUAAUAAUAAUGAUGAUGAUACAGACAAAAGAAAAAUAUAACAGACACACGCACACAUAUGAGAACAACAUAUUCUCGUCCUGUUUCAUUUCUAUUUUUCAUUUCCAGGCGACCGUUGCGCAUCAUGCAAAUGUGUAAAGAAAAAUGUAUAUACGAUAUACUAUAUUGGCACGCGCAUAUGAUUUUUUUUUUCGUACCUCCUAAUCGAAUUCGUGGUGUGUCAGGACACACGGGUCCUGCUGUUGCUUGCGUCCUCGUCGAUGCCUAAAUUAAGCAUAGAGCUAUUUAGAUACAUAGCGAUACAUCUUGCGAAAACACGGAUAGGAUUUUCCUGAAACGAGGAGCGAGGGAAGGAGGCGCCGACUCCGAUCCUCCAGUGUUAACUGACAACCGCAUUGUAUAGUACAUCAAGCAGAUACAGUUCGGGAGAAUCCGAAGAGGCGACGCUUUGUGCACGCCGCGCUGACUAGGCUUGCCAAUUAUCUCUCGUGCCGACAUCGCUCGCGCGCGCGCGUGUAGACGUGUGAUUUACGAAGGUACCAUCCGCGUGCAGGUCUAAAUGAAUUUUGUGCAGUUUUUUUUUUACGCUCUGGGUCUACACUUAAAAUGCGCCUGUUGUAUUGACCGUUAUAAUCGGAAUAAAUGUUUUCGCACUGAAUAUAUACGGAUAUCGGUGUGGUAGGCGCGAUAUGUGCGGGAGAGAAUUACCGUCGAACGGACUGUGUAAAGUAGCAGAAUGUGUUUCACUACCAUGCAACUCUGUGUCGUGUUCUCUCAUAUACCCUUCCUUCUCCGAUCUAAUCACUGUCGUUAUGUAUUCGACGUUUUUCGUAGGAGGUAACAUAUGGCAUAUAGAGCUAUACCGGCAAAUACAUUUUACUGUAAUAAUUAUAUUGCACGUUAUAGACGCCAGACAUUGGAACUUUUCGAUAGUACACAAAAAAUGGAGUGUAUUAUCUACCUGUAGAUAUUCUAUUUUGAGCCUGUAAAAGUGUAACAUACUAUCGCUUAAAAAAAAAAGUGAUCGCUUAGUGAUUUCCGCUACCGUUAUAGCUUCGAUAUCUGGUCAUUUUUCUUCGGACGCACAGCUCCGGUGUGAACAUUGCACUCUAUAUAUCCGGCACACAAAGUCCCUUUAAAUUAUAUGAUAGACUCGCCUUCGCAUCGAUGAUCGAGCGAAGGUAGAAAAUAAUUAGGCCGAUUCUAAUCUGUAGACCGUGUAGAAGAAAAAGAAACGUAAAAAAAAUAACUAAGUACGUCAUAUUGUUGAUACGAGAAACGUGCGAAACUUGAUAUAAUGGAUAUAUAAACGCAAAAUAUUUUUUGAGAGAUCCUGAUGGUCUUACAUGAGAGCACGAACUGCUAUGGAGUGUAGACACAGCGAAAGAAAUUUAUAACAAAUAAAUUUGGAGUUUUUAAAAUUG
This is a messenger RNA of Wasmannia auropunctata (little fire ant), 23915 nucleotides long. RefSeq names its product microtubule-actin cross-linking factor 1 (gene shot). Gene Ontology annotation, cellular component: membrane; cytoskeleton; cytoplasm. NCBI's taxonomy places the organism in Eukaryota, Metazoa, Arthropoda, Insecta, Hymenoptera, Formicidae. Gene Ontology annotation, biological process: wound healing; intermediate filament cytoskeleton organization. The record is from RefSeq and is a predicted model, not a curated record. Bases 67 to 20580 code for a protein of 6837 amino acids. The transcript is spliced from 27 exons. Gene Ontology annotation, molecular function: microtubule binding; structural molecule activity; calcium ion binding.